Dunckerocampus dactyliophorus (ringed pipefish) is the source of this 863-nucleotide messenger RNA. RefSeq names its product death associated protein 1b (gene dapl1b.1). Gene Ontology annotation, biological process: negative regulation of autophagy; cellular response to amino acid starvation; apoptotic signaling pathway. The record is from RefSeq and is a predicted model, not a curated record. Gene Ontology annotation, molecular function: death domain binding. NCBI's taxonomy places the organism in Eukaryota, Metazoa, Chordata, Actinopteri, Syngnathiformes, Syngnathidae. The coding region runs from base 271 to 618 and encodes 115 amino acids. The transcript has 4 exons.
GGCGCUUAAAUCAUGAAACAAUGGUCCCUCGUAGGAAAGUAGCAAACCUACACGAUAAAUAAUAAGAAUAAUAAUGAUAACAAUAAUGUAGUUGUUAAAUAAGUGUCCAUGGCUAGUCGUGUUAUGAUACCGUGUUAGCGCGGCAGCACGGAGGCGUUUCUUUGGCAGGACGUCAGCUGAAGUUGGAGCAUAAAAAGUGUGAGAGCGGCGAGCCGAGCUGAGAUUUUCUACACAACAAUUUCACCCAAAAAAAAGAAAAAAAAAGAAAACAUGGUGCAACAAGGCAGCAAAUGUGGCGUUAAAGACGAUCCCCUGCUUAAAGCGGGACAUCCUCCUGCAGUGAAGGCUGGGGGUAAACGGGUGGCAAAGAAAAGCUUGGAUGAGGCCAGCACCCAUGGGACUCCAGAGAAGGAUACGAGGAGAUCUGAGAAAUCCAGGCCUGUUUCCACUGCCAACAGGAUGCAACGAGUUGGUCUCCUUCUGUCAGGAACUCUUGAUAAGUUGAGCCAUGACUUUCCAGAGACGCCGGUGAGCGUGAGGCACAGCAAAGUGCGACCUGCUGUGGAGAAGCUGCAUUCUCCCCGGACCUUCUUUAUCCAGCAGCCCAGGAAGUACUGAAGAUGCGGUCCAUGCUAAAGGCACCUGACAUAAGCAUUGUGUGCUUGUAGAUAAGCUUUCUUCUCCUGUUUACACUUUUGAGUAUACUCAAUCAGCCUCCAUGUCCCCUUUUUAUAACAUAUGGUGACUAUUAAACACUCUGGAAAAUUAGGGUUCUUCUGUUUAAAUGUGGUGAUUCCCCAUUGAACCAUAUUUGUACUGCUCGCCACUUGAUGCAGUUAAUAAAACAAAUGUAUAGCUUUGUA